GUGGUGGUGGUGGUGGUGAUGGGAGUGAGGGUUGGGGUGGAAGUGCACCUUUCCAAAAUUUGUUGACUAAAAAAAAAAAAAGGUCAUCAAGUUUUCGAAAUUCCAAAUGGAUCGUACAGGGCCUCAAAUUAUCGUACGAAUAGGAUCGCUGCCGAUUCGUAUGCAUUCGGGUACGAUCGGAAAAAUUCGAGUCUUUAAAAAAGGCGGUUUCGAAAAAAUGGUGUAAAGUAUAUUAGAGAGCGGUUUUAAUAAUCAUUAUGUUAAUUAAUAUAAAAUUUUUGCCUUGCCUAGAGGUUUAUUUUUUAAUGUAGAACUAGUUUAUUUGUAAUUAACAGUAAAAUGCCAACAGUUUCUGAAACUUUGAUAAAACAUCGGAUCAAGAAUGUUAUCCGUAGAUUUAAAUUUCAAGAAUUAGAAGAUGCUGUACUACCAGUUUUUCCAGAAACAACAUGGAAGCGUUUGAGAUCUCAAUUGGUAAAACAACAUGAACAGUUUAUAACUGCAAAUGUUGUUUGUGUUCUAGAAAAAAUAAUGAAUGAUAACAAUCUAAAGGAAAAAGAAUUGGAACGACGAUUAAUGAGAUUAGAACUUAUUGAUGUAAGUAGACAUAAACGAAAGUUUUGGUAUACUUACAGUAUAUCAGGCUCUAUUAAUGAGCCUCCUCACAUUGGGACUAUAGAUUUUAAGCAGACUGUAAAAGAAAAGAUUAGUAGACUAAAAUUUACGACUAAAAAAUUAGAAGUUGAUGCUGUAGUUUUAAAUGGUAUCAUGUAUUUAAGUAUAAAAUAUGUAAUGCAAAAUAAUUUCAAAACCCCAGCUAAUUAUUUUGCUAUAUUUUUGGGGAAAAAAUAUAUAUUCUCUGCACAGAAAAAGGUUCUUCAAGGUUUUGUAGAUGCAAUAACGCAAAGUAUGGGUUAUAAUAAAAACAAAAGUCUUGAUUUAAACGGCAGAAAUCUUAUGUCAUUAAUGAGAUUACUUCGAAUACGAAAACAAGGUGCAGUUAGUUUAUUAGAUAUCAUGAAUAAACCAAUGUAUAAAAAUGCCAAACCCAUUAUUAGAAAAACAGGUAUAGAUUUUACACAAGAACGACAAAGGAGAAAAUUUUUAGAAAAUCGUUUUGGUGUAGAUCCACCAACAUUAGAUACACUUGUUAUUAAAGAAGCAAAUACUUCUAUCUAUGAUAGAGAAAUAGCAUCACGUUUACCAAAUAAUACUAUUAAAAUUGGGUGGCAGUUUCGUAGUGAAAAUAUAGCUAUCUUUUUAAUAAAUUUAUUUGAAAGAGGAAUACUUCUCCCUCCUUUACCUUCUUAUAUUUCCAACCUUAUGUUUAUGGGAAGAAAUACGUUGACUCUUGAAGAAUCACAAUAUUGUAAUAAUUAGAAAAUAAUAAAAGAUAUUUAUAAAAUA
This is a messenger RNA of Polistes dominula (European paper wasp), 1407 nucleotides long. RefSeq lists its product as uncharacterized. Lineage: Eukaryota; Metazoa; Arthropoda; Insecta; Hymenoptera; Vespidae. Gene Ontology annotation, cellular component: nucleoplasm. The record is from RefSeq and is a predicted model, not a curated record.